GGAGAAAGCUAGAGAGCCGCCCCAAGGAAGCACCCUCUCUGUCUCUCUCUCUCUCUCUCUCUCUCUCUGAUUAUUUAAAAAAUAUAUUAUACCAACUUACCCACUUGCCCGGGGGGAUCCAGGAAACAGAGGCAGAAGAAUCAUUCUGAACGCCUUAUUUGAUCAUUUUCUUCUCUUUAUAGCUCUGUGAAACACAGCCUAUUUCUCCCGUAAUCCUUUGAGGGGAAGAAGAUCAGCCAGUCUUCUCUCGUGGUAAUCAAUAAUUAAGAUCUCCAUCAAUCUGUAUAUGAUUUCAAACGAUUACUUAGUUUCUGCAUAACCAAGAGAUUUUGGCAAUGGAUUUUUCGCCGGCGGCAUUGUUGUCCGAACUGGAAAUGGAGGAUCCGACAUUCUUCGACCAUUGUCAACUGGAGUCACUGGACGAUUCAAUGAACGAUUUCGCUUCUUUCUCGGCGGAAACGUGCACGAACUACCCGACGUCGUUCGGCCAUAAAACUCCUGCGAUUCCAAUCCAUGAGAUAGACACGAUGAAGCCAGCCAAGAUGAUGAAGACCAGCCACUGGAGCUCGGCUUGCCAGGCCGAGAAGAUGGCUCCCAAGGCUUCAAACUCAUCGUCUUCCUCCAGCCUCAUCUCUUUCGGUAACUCGCCGCCGCCGCAGCCCCUGAACGGGCCGCAGCCGCUGUUCGGCGGGCUGAGCGCCGCCUCGAAGAGCAAAGACGAGAAUAUGAUGGCUCAGAGAAAUAUGAACUUCUCAUCGUACGCAAUCUCCGCGAGCUCCAACAAGGCCGUGGACUUCGGCGAGGACGCCAAAAAGGCUGGCUCGGCGCCUAGGACUAAGUUACAGGCCAAAGAUCACGUUAUGGCCGAAAGGAAACGCCGGCAACGGCUCAGCCAGCGGAUCAUUGCUCUUUCAGCUCUCCUUCCCUGCCUUGAAAAGUUGGACCAAGCUUCUGUCCUAGGAGAUGCAAUAAAGUACAUCAAACAGCUCCAAGAAAGAGUGAAAUCGUUGGAGGAAGAGGCCGCGAAGAAGCCUGAGGAAUCGGUAAUCUCUCUGAAGAAGUCUUGGAUCUCCGGCGACGACAACAACUCAUCGUCCGACGAGCAUUCCGAUAGCAGCUCCAACCAGCCAUUCCCGGAGAUCAACGUCAGGAUUUCGGACACCAACGUGCUCCUCCGGAUUUACUGCGAGAAGCGGAAUGGGCUUGUGGUGAAAAUCCUUAGUGAAAUAGAAAAGCUUCAUCUGGUUGUCACCAACAGCAAUGUCAUGACUUUUGGGGACACCACUCUAGCCUUGAACAUUAUUGCUCAGAUGAAUAAUAACCAAUGCCCCGUCACACCUAAGCUGCUAGAGGAAACCCUAAGAUUGGCACUUCGGAGUUGACUUCAACCUGUGGAUAAAAGAUCUGUAUCUUUGUUCUUUUUUAAUUUUUCUUUUUCUUUUCCUUUUCAUGAGAGGGUACUCUUUUUUUUUUUAUAUGUUCUACUCGAGAAGCAAUUGGGAUUAGAAUAAUAUCCAACAUCGAUCGGUCCUUAUGACUAGCUAAUAUUAUUCCAUCUCUUUCAUCAA
Molecule: messenger RNA, 1568 nt
Organism: Diospyros lotus (date-plum)
Lineage: Eukaryota; Viridiplantae; Streptophyta; Magnoliopsida; Ericales; Ebenaceae
Product: transcription factor bHLH18-like
Exons: 5
Coding region: 336-1382 (348 amino acids)
Molecular function (GO): protein dimerization activity
Source: RefSeq, a predicted model, not a curated record